AUGCAAGCUAAUAACAACCCCUUUAUACCUGUCAUUUUAAGAAUAACUGACCAAUGGUGGUCUCAGGUUGAGCUGUUGGCAAAGAAGUAUGAGGAAAAGUAUAUGCAGACAGGAGAUGUGACUUCUAAACUGACACUGGAUCAGUCUUUGUUUCGGGAUAUUCAGGAGAGAAAGAUGGAGUUAUAUAAUGCAAUUGUAAAAAUGGAACAAGGUGAACUGUCAGAUGGUGUGCUUCAGGAACGUGCCGAGAAAAUACAAACUGAUCUGGAUGAACUGGUAAAAGCUUUGAAUGAGAGGUGUAAGGAUAGUGGUUUACGUUCAAAGCCCACUUCACUAGCGGAACUUCCCUUUGGUAUGAUCAGAUUUAGAAUUACUGGUUAUCAUUGACAAAGUUUUAUUUGG
Messenger RNA from Dendrobium catenatum, 402 nucleotides. RefSeq lists its product as uncharacterized. The transcript has 3 exons. The record is from RefSeq and is a predicted model, not a curated record. Gene Ontology annotation, cellular component: nucleus; plasma membrane; cytoplasm. The coding region runs from base 1 to 387 and encodes 128 amino acids. Gene Ontology annotation, biological process: endosomal transport; endocytosis. Lineage: Eukaryota; Viridiplantae; Streptophyta; Magnoliopsida; Asparagales; Orchidaceae.